UCUCAGAUCUUUUCUUCCAUUUGAAGAUUCGAUCUCAUCUUUCCUCUGAGAAUCUCAGAUCUCCAAUCACCAGUUCAACAACUCCAAUCCUUCUAACAAAAUCUCCCUCAAACACUAAACCAUGUAUUCCUCGAUUUCCACAUCCUCUCACCCCAUGACCCAAGAGCCACGAACUCUGCAACUAAUGGAGCUCCAAACCCCGCAACAAAUGGAACCACAACAACAGCAACCAACAGAGGAGGGAGGAAACACCCAAGCAGCUGGAAGUAGUGCCAACAUGGAUUUCUGGCGAAGCCGUACCAGGUGGAUUCCUACUCCAGAACAAAUAAGAAUCCUCAAGGAUCUUUACUACGUCAAGGGAUUUAAGUGCCCAACUACAGAGCAGAUUCACGAGAUCUGUCUCCAGCUGAACCAGUAUGGGCAUGUUGAGGGAGGACAAACAUCCCUGCAACAACGAGGAGGAGAUCACCAGGAGGUUCAAACUCUUCCUCUGUUCCCCGUGCACGGCGAGGACGUCUUUGGUAACCUGAAGACUACUUCCGAGGAAGGUAGUGCACAUGAUUACUAUUUCGGUGGCUCAGGCGGUUACAACCGUGGAUCUCCAGUUUCUCUUGAGCUCAGCCUCAACCCAUCCGGAGCUACUGAUUAGGCUUAGUAUAGCGUAGUUCCAAUUUCCUUUUUGUAAUAAUAAAUCAAUAAGAUGGUGUGCAUGUUGUUUCUUCUUUUUGUUUAACCAACAACAACACCAAGGAUCGAACCUUGGUCACCCAAUACUAUUUUCAAAACCAUAAACAACUCUACUGCACACAUCUUUCAUAAUGAUGCAAUAAAAACAAUCACUCAAAAAGAAUCCAACAAUCAAUUAAGUUGCACAGAGGUCUAGCUAGCAUCCUCUGAGUCAAACCAAACACAAACAAUUUCGUCGCUAGAAUUCAGGGAUUAAUAAAGCUAAACACUUCCCAUUCAGAAACACCUAUAGAGCACCAAACUUAACACCUCUUACGCUCGUGAUCUUUAGAACUAGAACACUAACAUAUCCUUCACUGGGCAGGAAAGUACAUGUCUCAAAAGAAUGCUACAAAUUCGCUCCAAGUCAUUAUCGAUAAUUCAUAUCCUUAGUACCAAAUCUAAUCAUGGUCAUGUUUCACCUUAAAGAAGGAACAUAGCCACAUUCUUCUUCUUUCUCAAUACAGUACCAUCAUGGAAAAAUACUAGCUCUAAUGAAUCUCUACUCAAGUAAACUCUCACCUUGAACUUUCAACUCCUUAAGUUCAGUUUCAUCCAAUAAGGCGACAUUAAUAUAGGUAUCUAACCUGGUAUCACCUCGAUAACAAACUCCACCACCCUCCUUAUAGAUAACCUAAGUAUCUCCAAAUUACCUCACUACACUCAAAAAUUUAUAUCAAUCUCUUCCCAAACCACAGAGUCAAGAAUCCUGUUCAAUGGCUAACACCUUAACCAAGGUGAGUUCUAUCAAAUGGUUACAUCACACAACUACCACUAAAGCACUACAAGCACUGCCAUAAAAACUGUUAUAAAAUAAACACUACUGGCACCACCACAAGGCUGCCAUAUGCACAAGUCUGCUAUAGACAUCAGGGAAAAAACCCAUACUUUUACUCAUAACUUUUCCUUCUAAAAGUUCAUCACGUAGUGUAUAUAAAAUCACCACACAACCUUCUUAGUCUACACUAAGAAUUCAAUCUCACACAAGGUCAGCAUAAUUGCCUCAGAGUCACUUUAAUCACGUAUCACAUGUCAAUUACCAAAACUCCACUAAGACGUCUCUUUAUAAAACAAGAUAUCUAAUCCUUGAUACGUACACCUCAUCUAAACAUCUGUACGUCCAACUUAAGAAGACAAAAUUUAUAACAAUUCAUACUCGUAUCCACACUAGGUACGUGCAUAGGUCCACACCAUGUCCUCAACCAAACACUUCAACAAUCAAAAGAACCUCAUUUCCAUAAAACAAUCCUCGUUGACUUAACAGAGUUGAAUCAAGAGGUUCCUAUUCCUCAAGGAUUGUAACUCGCGGCCACUGAACUUAUUCCAAUACGAACCUACAAGACAACUGUAAGGUUCUAAGUACAACCCCUUCGAAUCUCCAUCACCUAAGGAGUAUAGUAUGCUUGGCUAAGACAUGUAUAACACUUAAAACACAGUAUAAGUCAAAUAC
Molecule: messenger RNA, 2176 nt
Organism: Rosa rugosa (rugosa rose)
Lineage: Eukaryota; Viridiplantae; Streptophyta; Magnoliopsida; Rosales; Rosaceae
Exons: 2
Coding region: 122-649 (175 amino acids)
Biological process (GO): plant organ development
Molecular function (GO): DNA-binding transcription factor activity
Source: RefSeq, a predicted model, not a curated record